GAAUCAGGCAGGGUUGCUGCGUUUGCAGACGCGGAGCGCGCCACAAUCACACCCUGGAGGACAAAGAAUAAUUUCCGGUCCGAUCACGAAUUCCCUGGAUUUCUACCUGCGUACCGCUUCUCGAGUCCCCUCCUUCAUCUCUGCUAUCUCAUCUUUUUCGCGUGCACCAAGAAAACCUUGAAAGUGAAGAUGCAGUGUGAUGUUUCUGCUGAUACUCACUUCGGUCCAAGAGUGUUGCCUUGUCGUCGUGACUUCGACUUUACACUACUCUUCGAGCAGUGGAUCCUUGCUUUAGUUCCUGAUCUGUCAUUCCUCAUUCUAUGCUUUUGUCGGUGGUACUUUAUUCGUGGGGGGGCAAAAAGAGAUACGCCGCGGGGCGGUUGGCACUUACAAGACGUCACUGUGGCUCUCGUGGUCCGGUCCAUGUUGCUCGUGUUGGAGACGAGUGAGAGCAGAGGAACUCUAAGCCCUCAAUACGGCCGCAUUUCUCCAGAAAAUUUCACUGGGAUCUUCAGUCAGAGUACCUACUGGUGGCUCAACGGGCUGUUCAUGAGUGGCUUCCGAGGCGAGCUAUCCCUCGAUGAGCUCUAUCCCCUGGAUGGAAAACUCUUGACUAAGUCUCUCGUUUCCCGCGGCGACCAGCGAUGGAAAGAAAAACCCACGCGACGGCUAGCACUUUUUCGUGAUAUCAUUUACGACUUGAGAUGGACGCUUGCAGCGGCAGUCGGCCCUCGCCUUUGUUUGACUGGGUUCAAGUUUGCCCAGCCUUUUCUCAUCAACGACCUCAUCAAUUACGUGUCCGACAACGGCUCCAGUGAGCCCUCCGGGGUCAAGUAUGGCUUCAUCGGUGCGACCGUGUUAAUUUACGUAGGGAUAGCAGUAAGCACUGCUUUGUUCAAGCGUCAAGCUAUUCGCAUGGUCACUAUUACUCGUGGAUCGUUAGUUACGAAGAUAUAUGUGAAGACCCUUCACCAAGCUUCAGGUCAAUGUCAAGAGACACGUUCGACCACCUUAAUGAGCACCGAUGUUGAUCGGAUUGUCACCGGGCUGUUGAACUUCCACGAGCUCUGGGCAUCACCGGUAGAGAUUGUGAUUGCGCUUGUGCUGCUAAGUAGAUCCGUUGGAUACCCCUCAGUCGCCGCUUUGGCUGUUGCUUUGGUGAGCGUACUAGGGUCCUCCUAUCUCGCGCCUCGAAUGCGGCAAUGGCAAAAGAUAUGGGUACAAGCCGUUCAGGAGAGAGUCAGUUUCACUUCGGUGGUACUCAAAGAACUGAGACAGAUCAAAAUGUUCGGUGCCGAGUCCGACAUGGGCCUCAAGAUACACAGACUUCGCGAAUCGGAACUACGUCAAUCUAAGCCUUAUCGAUCAAUGAUUGUCGGUGUCAAUGUUUUGAGCGCCCUGUCGACUGCUAUCGCUCCCGCUGCAACAAUAGCCGUGUAUGCCGCUACACAGCUGAAUCUUAGGCUAGAGACACCCAGCACUGAUGUUGUGUUUACGUCCUUGUCUUUAAUUUCACUUCUGACAAGUCCUGUGGUGUUAUUAUCGGUCUCAUGGACGAGGUUCACAUCCGCGAUAGGCUGUUUCGAUCGGAUCCAAGAAUUUCUUUCCAAGGACAGCCGAGCGAAUGAUUUCCUAGGAAGGGGUGAAUGGGUAGCACCUCAGAACGUUUCAGGAACGAAGCUUAACUCAGUAUCGGCUCAGUCCCAGCCCCUUGUUUGCAUGACUGACUGCAGCUUCAGCCUGGGCCCGGACAGCCCAGCGAUUCUCCAUGGGAUAACACUAGAGAUACAGCAUGCUUCAUAUACAGCGGUGACUGGCCCUAUUGGCUCUGGAAAGUCGUCCUUGCUUGAAGCAAUGCUCGGCGAAAUGCAUCUAAGAGAAGGGAAUCUGUCCGUUAGUCCGGUUAAGAUGGCGUAUUGCAAGCAAAAUCCGUGGAUAUUCAAUGGGACACUGAAAGCGAACAUCAUCGGAGAAUCACACGCAGACGAAAAAUGGCUCGAAGAAGUGUUGCAUGCCUGUAACCUGGACAUUGAAGCCACAAAACUUCCUCUCGGACUUGACACAGUAGCUGGGAGCUCAGGAGCUCAGUUGAGUGGAGGACAGAAACAGCGAGUGGCUUUAGCCAGAGCAAUCUACGCGAGGCCAUCCUUACUGGUUUUAGAUGACUGUUUUGGCCCCUUAGAUGCAGUGACAUCAAGAAUGGUCUUCCAGCAAGUGCUCGGUCGCGCCGGUCUGGCCAGAAGGAUCGGGAUGGCUACCGUUCUUGUGACAACAGCAGUGCAACAUUUGAAAGAAGCGGACAAUUUGGUUGUACUUUCAAAAGAUGGUCGCGUGGAAGCUAAAGGGCGUUUCGAAGAACUGGUGAAUAAGAAUGAGUACAUGCAGAGCCUUUCUCGUUCAAUACGCUCCGAAGACAUCGGUAUCGAAGAAGAAAGCGAAGAGAGUGUUUCCAGGCUCGAGGGAGUACAAGAAGUGAGGCAAGAAGCCGGAGAGACCGCUAAAAGAGAGAAAGUUCCUAGCACACCCCGAGGUGGUGGGGACAUCUCACUCUACGCUUACUACAUCAGAUCUUUUGGCUGGUGGGUAUUUGGGUUAACGCUGGUAUUCGCAUGUCUAUUCGUAUUCUGCAUUUCCUUUCCGCAGGUUAUGCUGAGCUGGUGGUGUGGCUCAACCCCCCCCAAAAAACUACAUCUAUCUCGGUUCAUACGUCGGGAUAUCGUCUAUCGCCAUCAUUGCGAUGGCCGCUUUUAUUGGAUGCUGAUUGCUUCCAGGUUUAGCCAGGACAUGUCACUUCUUGACAUGCAGCUUCCUGUUGCAUUCGGCAUAAGUCUCCAGAACGUUUUAACUUGCAUCGCACAAGGCGCCCUGAUAGCUACUGGAUCAGGUUACAUGUCUGUCGUAAUCCCCUUCUGCAUUGUGGCAGUAUGGACAAUUCAAGCUUUCUACUUGCGCACUUCCCGGCAAGUCAGACUCCUUGAUCUGGAAGCAAAAGCUCCCCUUUACGCCCAAUUCUUGGAAACCACAGAGGGUCUUACAACUAUCCGUGCACUUCAUUGGCAGCAAUCAUUUGCAGAUCAAAAUGCCGAGCUCCUCGACACGUCCCAGAAGCCAUUUUACACCAUGUACUCCAUUCAGCAGUGGCUGCAGGUUGUUUUGGAUCUCCUCAUGGCAGGGAUUGCGACCGUUCUGGUUACAUUGGCUAUUUUUGUGAGCAAGAAGACUAGCUCUGGAGCCCUCGGCGUUGCUCUUGUGAAUCUGCUUUCAUUCAACACAACAUUGACCUUGUUGAUAACGAACUGGACACAGUUGGAGACUUCUCUAGGGGCAAUUGUGCGAAUCAAACAAUUUGUGACAGACCUGCAACUACAACCGGCUAGGAACCAGAUAGCAUGUCCAGAGGGUUGGCCGUGGGAAGGUCGAGUGGAAUUUCGAAGGGUUUCUGCAUCGUAUGGGGGGUAUGUUUCCACCCCUGUAUUGCAGAAUGUCUCAUUUAGCCUAGAGGGCGGCCAGAAACUAGGUAUUUGUGGGAGAACCGGAAGUGGAAAGAGUUCUUUGCUUGCCUGCUUUUUCUCUCUCGUGACGAUUACGUCUGGCGAAAUCCUCAUUGACAAUGUCGACAUCUCAACUCUUCCUAAAGAGAAGCUCUACUCUGCAUUGGUCCCAAUUUCUCAGAGUCCAUUAGUAAUUCCCGGUUCGAUCCGUGAAAACCUUGCUUUGGGAAUUACAUCAACUAUUGAUGAUUUAGCGAUGGUAUCUGCCUUGAAGGAAGUCGGACUUUGGCAUCAAAUUCGAGACAAUGGUGGCCUGAGUGCGAACAUCCAUUCAACUAAACUAUCCAAUGGCCAAAAGCAGAUUUUAUGCAUUGCCCGUGCUAUUCUAUUUCCUGGUAGGAUCAUCAUCAUGGAUGAACCUACGGCCGGAUUUGAUGAACACACCGAGAGAUUGGCCACAGAGCUUCUUCGUGAGAAGCUAAAAGGGCGGACUAUAAUCUCAAUUUCCCAUCAAAUCAACACUGUGAUGGACUCGGAUCUGGUCAUGGUCAUGAAGCACGGUACAGUAUCUGAAUUAGGAGCACCGCAAGAGCUUUUGAGUAGGCGAGGCAUGUUCUGGCAGUUCGCGAUCAUUCGGGAUGAUGAGGCAGGGGUUAACCUCGAUUUCGCGACAGGCGGACUGGGCUCGAGUAUCGGCAAGAAACUGCGCGAGCAAGGAGCACGAGUCGCGAUCCUUUACGCGCCCUUUGAGGCGAAGCGGCGGGAUGAAUUGCUCGAGGCUGGGUACGGGGGUACCGACAUCGACGAUAUCCGCACCUAUGAGUGCGACAUCACGUCCGCGGACUCUGUCCAGUCGGCGUUCGAAUCGCUUGAGAAGCAGAUUGUCGCCCCAGCUUCCUCGUCACUCGCCGACCGGGCAUUCCCGAGUAUCUUGAUUAAUACGGCUGGAUAUGUAUCGCUCAGCGAUAUGGAGAUCACGCCGCCCGAGGAAACCAUGAAGCAUCUCACGACCAAUGUUUUAGGGCCCAUGCUCUGCUCGCAGGCCUUUGCUCGAUUGUAUUUCGCUGCUUCGAAGGUUGCCGAGUCAUCGACUAGUCCGCCUCCGCCUGGGAGGAUCGUGAGUAUCUCUUCGCAGGCUGCGCAUGCGGCUCUGCACCGUCAUGGUGCUUAUUGCGCUUCCAAGGCUGCGCUAGGGGGGCUGACUCGCAGUAUGGCAUCUGAGUGGGCUGGUCGGGGGAUCACAUCUAAUACCGUUUCUCCGACUGUUGCGUGGACGGCGCUGGGACAGAAGGCUUGGGGUGAGACGUCGGUGAGGGAGGCAUUCUUGAAGAGUAUCCCCACUGGCAAGUUUGCGCUUCCAGAGGAGGUGGCGGAUGCUGUUCUAUUCCUUUGCCAGGACUCCAGUGGGAUGAUCAACGGUGCGGACAUUCGAGUUGAUGGCGGCUUCACUGUUCGGUAG
Penicillium waksmanii is the source of this 4950-nucleotide messenger RNA. Its product is annotated as ABC transporter integral membrane type 1. The transcript has 14 exons. The record is from RefSeq and is a predicted model, not a curated record. Gene Ontology annotation, molecular function: oxidoreductase activity; ABC-type transporter activity; ATP binding. Gene Ontology annotation, cellular component: membrane. Gene Ontology annotation, biological process: transmembrane transport. NCBI's taxonomy places the organism in Eukaryota, Fungi, Ascomycota, Eurotiomycetes, Eurotiales, Aspergillaceae. The annotation marks the transcript as partial.